Molecule: messenger RNA, 300 nt
Organism: Coffea arabica (coffee)
Lineage: Eukaryota; Viridiplantae; Streptophyta; Magnoliopsida; Gentianales; Rubiaceae
Source: RefSeq, a predicted model, not a curated record
AUGGUAGAGGAGGUAUGGGAGAAGGAGACGUCACCGAAAGUGGAGGGGGAUUUAACAAGGAUGGAGUCUGGAAAGAAGCGUGAUGGUGGAGGAGGUAAUGCAGGAGAGGAAGGGUUGGUGAGCGGUGACUUUAUAGCGGGAGGAUGUAGAGAAACAGAGGUAGGUGGUGAUGGGACUGCAAUUGGUAGAGGAGGAGAUGGUGAAAGAGUUGGAGAGGGAGGUGCUAUGCCAAAGGGAGGGGAAGGUGAUGCUUGUGGGGGAGGAGGGAGUGAUAAGUUUACAGAUGGAGGAGGGCAGUAG